Diorhabda sublineata is the source of this 4586-nucleotide messenger RNA. It is a transcript of the gene Rnf11, whose product is annotated as RING finger protein 11. The transcript is spliced from 2 exons. Lineage: Eukaryota; Metazoa; Arthropoda; Insecta; Coleoptera; Chrysomelidae. The coding region runs from base 228 to 689 and encodes 153 amino acids. The record is from RefSeq and is a predicted model, not a curated record.
AAAGAAAAAGACAUUGUAAUCCUGAACUUCAUUAUUUCAUUGUUAACCAUUUAUGUGUCAAUAUUUUUACUAUUAAUGUGAUCUUAUGUUUAAAUAUUGCAAAUACAACGAUAUCGUUUGCAAUAAUCAUAUACACAGUAGAAUUUACACAUGUAUGUAAAAAUAUGGUCUCGUAAUAUAAUUGGUAAAUAUGACAUUAAUGGUUAUUAUGAAUACAACAUAAUCGUAUGACGAGCAUAAUCAUGGGCAACUGCUUUAGAAGAUCAACUACAGAUGAUAUUUCAUUAUUAAGGGGUAGUGAUAGUGUAAGAGAAUCAUCAUCUGAUCAGUUAGGACCCCCAGCUUAUCAGGAAACUCUUCCAAUUCAGGCAGCUUCUCCUGUAUUUCAUCCAUCACCAAGUGUAACUCGCUCAGUUACCCAACUUACAGAGGAAGAACAGGUGAAAAUAGCCAAAAGAAUUGGAUUAAUCCAGCAUCUACCCACAGGGACAUAUGAUGGAUGCAAAAAAGCUAGAGAAUGUGUUAUUUGUAUGGGAGAAUUUCUAGUAGGAGAUGCACUACGAUAUCUGCCAUGUAUGCAUACCUAUCAUAUGACAUGUAUAGAUGAUUGGCUUAUGAGGAGUCUAACAUGUCCUAGUUGCCUAGAGCCUGUUGAUGCUGCCCUGCUCACUAGUUAUGAGACCAAUUGAUAGCCAGUGCCUUUGCAUCUGAAUCAGGCCAAGUUGUGAACUAUUCAGUAAUAACAUGAUAGGAGUACAUUCCAUCAAAAAUGUUUAAAAAUAUAAUGUGGUUCAUUUAUCUAUUUUCAGUAUAUAAUUAUGUAUUCAUUAAUAUUAGAUUUCAGUUGUAAAAGUAUCAGAUGCUAGUAAUAGAAUCAACAUAUUUUUUUUAAAACUACAGUGUGAAUAAUUCAUUAUAGUAAAAUAUAAAAUAUUUUUCUAUUUUUGAAACCGAAAUGAAUUUAUAAUAGUAAGACAAACAUUGUGUUUAUUAAACUGCUUGAUGGAGUGCACUUCUGUUGAAAAUGUCCACAUUUUGGCCAAUAGUGAAACACUGUGAUCUGAACUGAUUGUUUUUAGGGGGCGUGAAUGUUUUGUAUGAAAGGAGGCUGUGAUAAUUUAGCAAAGGAAUAACUAUAGGAUGCUUGGUCUAUUAUAUUUUAACUGUCACAUUUUGACAUUUCAGAUUUUUAUUUUUUAAUUGAAUAUAGUGAGUACUUAUCUUUAUAAUUUUUGAAGUUCUAAUAGUCAGUGUAUUGGUACCAGUAAAAAUAACUUCAACAAUUCGAUUUGCACUUGGAUCCUGUAACUGAUUGAAGCUGACAUACGUUAUGAGUCCAGUGGACUUGGUCCCGGAUCGAGGCACAUGUUUGGAUCAUUCAGGCAGCUUUCAGCUUCUAGUGGCCAAUAGGUCUACUAGUAAAUUACAUACAAUAUUUUUGUAAAAAAGUAACAUUACUGAUAGUGAGCGCUAUCAGGAGUGUGGUUGUGACCUGUUUGAGCUGGGGGACGAAGAUAUGGAUGAAAAUAACGACCUCGCGUGACCGAAUUAGAUAGAAUGGAGUACCAAAGAAGUUAUGACGAGUUACAAGAGCUUAGAAACUCACAAUUUCCUCAUCUGUAACCUUGCAUUUCCUCAUCGUGUGAAAGUGCUGCCAGGAAAGCGUGCCAAUUGUUGUGCAAUCAGGACCGUAGUGUUCUUAUUUCCUCUUGUUCUUCUGAAAUCAGGAUUUAACUCUUAUCACAUUUUGUCUUAAUGUCCGAGUAACUUUUCUUCUCUCUUUCAUUGCUUUCAAUUCUCCUAAAUCAUUUUGUGCGUGUACUAUAUCUUUCCAUUGGAAGAAACAAUAUACAACUGAAUAGUGUUUCUUUCUUUCCACUUUUAAAGAUUUAAAUUUCCCUGUCUUGCGUCCAGAGGAGUAAUUGAGAUUUGUUUCAGAUAUUUAGAUAUAAAACUAAUAAAUUCAGGGUCUCAAAUCAUCUUUGACAUUUCGAUAUUUCCAGUCUUUUAGGUAGUCUUGUUCAGUCUCAUUAUUUUUUGUACCAAAAACCCAAACUAAUUAGUCCUUGGUAGUAUCUUUCACACUUUUUUCAUCAAUCUAGGCUUUUGCAAAGACUGAAAAAUGAAAUUUGGCGUAAUAGUUAAAUAGCAGUUGAUAUAUAUGAGGGGUCAGGUUGUUGAUAGCAAUUUCACGCACCCUACGACUCAUUUUUUACUACAACAUCGCAGUUCACCAUCUUUUAGUAAUUCUUCAAAAGAAUUGAUAGGUAUGGUGCUAAGAUCACCAUGAUUUGCUUACAAAAACGCAUCAACAAAAUGGCUGACACCCAGUUGUCGUAUCUGACCGUUACAUGGCGCUCGCGUCACAGGGGACAAAAAAUGCAACCCGCAUGAAUCGUUAAAAUCGUUUUUAUUCAAUGUAUUUCUCACAUUCAAGUUACUGGUGCCUUUACCAUAAAUUAUAAUUAUUUUUAAGAGCAUGAUUAAAAAUAUCGUGACUAAGUAUAUUUUUCAAGAUACAUAAAAAAACAUAGCAUUAGUUUCACUACACUCUUAUUGCAUUCUAUCAGUAUUAUUAUUUAAGUGAUACAACAUUUCUAUAAUAGAUUUACAUAUCACGUUAAUAAGAAUAACAAUUUUUAAUACUAGAACUGAAAAACGAAUGCAAUUUAUGGAUCGCACUUAUAUGAAUAACUACCAAUAAGAAACAAUAGAAAAAUGUUCAAAUUAGCCUUUUGAGUAUUAAUUAGAACUAAAUCAUGAUAACAAGAUAGUUUAUUCAAUUACAGAACAAUAAUCCUUCCUGUUUUUGAACUUUGUUUAUAAAAUAUUGCAUUUGUAUGGUCAUAAGCUCUUUAGAUUGUGUUUGGCGUCAUCAAACUUCACAAGAUCCAACUCGUAUACUAAGCUUAACAUAUGAAGGGCCACGGGGAAGAAUGAUCACAGAAAAAUUGAAGUAAUUAAAUUUUUCAAAGUCUUGAUGUUGCAAUACGUUAUUUAUUACAUUGUAACAAAUUAAGACAUGCAUUUAGUACAUUGAACCUAAACAAAUUAUUUAAAAACUGAUCGUUUUUGCCAGAUAGCUACUGAGGAGGUUUAUCAAUUGGUAGGUCUUCUACUAACUCGAUGUGAUCUUCUUCAACAUACAGAAAAGGCGAUUACUGCAGAUGCUCAAAAUAUUGUCAAACAAGCUAUGCGAUUUUCAAAACUUUGCAAUACAUUUUGCAACAUCCCUGACUGUUUAAUUCUUCUUAUUUCUGUGGUAAUCCAAUCUUUUAAUUCCUGAAUAUUGACAGGUUUUGUUUUUUAUAAACGAUUUUUUAAGUGACCUCACAGGAAAUAGUCUAAAGGAUUCAUGUCGGGUGAUCGCGGGGGCCAUUCGAUAAAAUCAUGCCUUCCAAUCCAUAUUCUGAGGUAGGACACCAUCUUGUUGUCGCCAAAUAUUGUCGUUUAGGAUAUUGUUAUUGUCUAAUUUCUUAUAUACAGGGUGAUCCAUUUGAAAAAACAAAGUUCAUUAUUUUUCCGGAAAAAGGAAAGGUGUGACAACAAUGUAAAUACCGGCCGUAUCACAAGACCCUAGUACACAAAACUUUAUAAAAAUCGUACUAAUUGCAUGUAGUAAUAAGCCAGGACAAAGAAAUUGGUCAAGGGAAUCACAUUUUGGUUAAUUUGAUUAAUUUUUUUCUACUAAUACCCAAAAUUUCUUUCGAUUCGGGACAUCUACAUCUAAUUAACUGCAAAAAAACCUGACCUGCUAUUUGCUUCAAAGCGCCCUACAAAAAAUGCGCUCAAAAUAAAGAUUUUAAUUAGUGAGAGCUGCUUUUUUUGCCCAAUACAUGACAAACUCAAUUCCAGUAGUAACGAUCACUUUUUAAUGGUUAUUUCCUAUUAACAAAUUUUCAAUGGAAAUUUGAUUUAAAAAAGUUGUUGCUGCUAGUUUAAGGUUUGUUAGAUUGUACAUUCAUGUUUAUGUAUUGAAAGUUCGUGAUAUAUCCGGUUUCGAACGGCUCUUCAAAUUUUCAUAAAAUGCUUGUACGAAUGGUAGGGCUAAUACAUUAGAAAAAAUGAUGUCAAACAAUUGUAAAAUUGUACGUUAUCUGUUUAUUAUUUAAAUCUGAAAAUAUGAUCAAGUGCAGUAUUUUACAUAGAUGCGCUGCGCUGUGUUUAUUUACUAGAAUUAAUGAUUAAGCUUAUCUUUUUAAUCUUGUUUAUGCGGAUGUUUCAUAUGGUUAUUUCUCAGCUAUUAGAUGAAUCCUAUUGUAUAUACAUAAAUGAUUGUUCACCUUGUGUUAAUACAGUCAGUUUUUAUUUUAUUUCAAAGUGGUGAUAGUCUUGGGUCAUUCCAUAUUGAAUCGACCACUGCAAAUAUAAUUUAUGUAUUUUUAAAUAUACUUCGGUUAGUUACACUCAAAAUUAUCAAUUCGACAAUAUUAUUUUAAUCAAUGACUGUAAGUUUCAGAUUGAUUUUGUAUGUUGGAAUGGCUUCGUUCAUUAUGUAUGUAAAAUUUAAGAUAAUUAAAAAAUAUUAUUUACACUUCGUUUUUUUAUUUCAAAUCUUCACAAUAAAUCAUAUACAGGGUCGUCAC